AUGGCUACUAGUGAUAGUGGCGGGCCUACUGUUAGCACUGAAGCAUCAACAUAUGACCCAAGCAAAGAUCCAACAAGGAAAGCCAAAUCAAAAGACCCCGGGUGGAAAUAUGGAUAUUGGCCAGAUCUUAAUGAUAAGAACUUAGUGCGAUGUACACUUUGUGGAAAAGAUGCCAAAGGAGGAAUCAAAAGGCUUAAGCAACAUUUAAUUGGUGGGUAUGGAGAUAUAUCAAAGUGCCCAAAAACAACUGCAGCAAUCGCUAGAGAGAUGCAUGAAGCUAUCAUGCGAAAUCAGAAGAGGAAGCCUGAUGUAUUUGAUGAGGAUUAUUCUGUUGAUCAUCAGCAGGGAGAGGAUUUGGCUGAAGAGAUAGAAAGUGGAGGGCAACUCCAGUCUGCUUCCAAAAGGAAUAAAGCUAAUGUUAUUACACCAACAGUAGUAAAGAGUCCGAUAGAUUCUUAUCUUCGACGGACUCCUAAAGAAAUAGUUGGUGAGAGGAGGUCUAAAGGUUCUAUCCAGACAACAAUACAAAGCAGCUUAAGAUCAAAUGCAGACAAAAAGAAAACUAAUGCAUAUGUUGCAAAAUGGUUUUAUGAAGCUGGCAUCCCAUUCAAUACAGUCAAGUUAAGGAGCUUUGAAGAGAUGGUUGAAGCCAUUGCGCAGUUUGGGUCAGGAUAUAAGCACCCUUCUUACCAUGAGUUGAGAGUGCCCUUGCUACAGGAUGAAAAAGCUCAGAUUGACUGUAUCAAGAAGAAAUAUGAAGAUUAUUGGAAAAGGUAUGGGUGCACUCUUAUGUCUGAUGGGUGGACUGACAAGAGAAACAUGUUAUUUCAGCUGCUUGAUAGUAAAAUUGAAGAAAUUGGGGAGGAUAAUGUGGUACAAGUAGCUACAGACAAUGCAGCUAAUUAUGUUGCAGCUGGUAGAAUGUUGAUGCAAAAACGGAAUAAGCUUUGUUGGACUCCUUGUGUAGCUCAUUGUUUGGACCUCAUGUUAGAGGACAUUGGCAAGUUGAAAGCUUAUAUAACAAUAAAGAGGGCAAAAACAAUGACAAGUUUUAUCUACAGACAUUACAAACUUGUUGAUGCUUUGAGGAAAAAGACAAAUGGGAUAGAUCUGGUGAGGUCUGGAGUUACAAGAUUUGCUACCUCAUUCUUGACACUACAAAGUUUGUACAAGAACAAGGAUGCCUUGAAACAAUUAUUUGUAUCUGAUCAUUGGAAUAGUUCUAAGUUGUCCAAGACAGAGUCUCUUGGUGGGAAACACAUGGAUCUUCGGCCCCUACACUUCAACAAUAUGCAAUACGCAUAUUAUGCCUUUGUUGCUCCGCUUCCAGUUGUGAGCUCAAUUGGAGCACAUUUGAUUUUGAGGGCUCAAGGAUCAACAAGUGCAGCCAAUAUUUGCUACACACGUCGUGGUAGGGGGAGGGCCACUGUUGAGGAAUCGUCAGAUGAUGAAGUUGAAGAAGAGGUCCACGAUGUUGUGCGUGAUGAUGAAGAUAUUGAAGAAGACUUUGGUGAUGGGCCAAUUGAUACUAUGAGUCAGCAACAACAAGAGGGAGAAGAAGUAGAUGUUGAUUUGUUAGCUUGA
Macadamia integrifolia is the source of this 1584-nucleotide messenger RNA. RefSeq lists its product as uncharacterized. The record is from RefSeq and is a predicted model, not a curated record. Lineage: Eukaryota; Viridiplantae; Streptophyta; Magnoliopsida; Proteales; Proteaceae. The transcript is spliced from 5 exons. Bases 1 to 1584 code for a protein of 527 amino acids.